AGUAAAUGUGAUUUCUUUCGUUUGAGGAACGAAUUAGACAGAAAUCAAUUUCUACUUGGUAAUAAUAAUGAGUGGAUUAUUCCGGAUAUUUAAAGUUUUCAAUUCGAAUACCUGUUCAGGUAUGUUCAGUCAUGCGGUUCUAUAGAACCGGUUUUUCAAGAUAUAGUGAGUUAAAGCCAGUUUAGGACGACACGUAGAGCUGAGAACACGGUUUAAAUCAUGCAGAGUGACCAAGACUUUACGGGCGGGGCUCAAUCAGACCAAAUGCUUCAGGUUAUCUUAAAUAAGAUGAACGAACAGAAAGCUGAUAUGGAACGAACCAUGGCAGGUCAAUUAGAGCAGUUUAAACAAGAAUUACAUGGAGCCACGUCUUCUGUGUCGACUGAAGUUAAGAAGUUGAAAAGUGAUCAGGGUGUUACCUGGAAAAAUUCAGGCAGCCAUUUCGUGGAUCAGCGCCCUUCCAGUUCGGAUUCCCAUUCCCCGGAGCUCCGGGACCAAGGUUCCCCUUUGGAUGUUUCCAUUGUGGAAAAGCAAACCACCAAAGGAAAGAUUGCCCUGAGCUUAAACAGAGCAAGUAAUACGGAAAGAGAAUUUGAUCUUGUGGAAGAUAAGUAUUUAACUGAAAAUAUCUAUUUUGAUAGUUCACAUUUUAGUGAAUGUUAUGAAUACAAAGAGAAUGGCAAAGUUUGUGUUAGAGGUCGAUUAAAGGAUCAUAUCCUAUUUUGGAAAAAUAUUGAUACAUGCAAAUUUAUUCUUGAUACCAUUGAAUUUGGUUACAAAAUACCAUUUUAUUCUUUACCACAGGCUAGAUUUUCUAAGAACAAUAAGUCUGCUUUACAGGAGGACGAAUUUGUACGAGGUGCAAUUGAAGACCUUCUAGAUAAUGGUUUGAUUUCAGAGGAGCAUGAAGUACCUUUCGUUACUAAUCCUCUUUCAGUUUCAGUGAAUUCAGGUGGUAAAAGAAGACUUAUUUUAGAUUUGAGAGAAGUUAAUAAACAUGUUUGGAAACAAUCAGUCAAAUAUGAUGAUUUAAGAACAGCUUUGUUAUAUGUAAAUAAAAAUAGCUGGUGCUUUAAGUUUGAUAUCACUAGUGCAUAUCAUCAUAUAGAUAUUUUUCCAGAUCAUAGAAAAUUUUUAGGAUUUUCUUGGAAUUUUGAUGGCAUUACUCGUUAUUUUCAGUUCAAUGUUUUACCUUUUGGUCUUACCUCUGCACCAUAUAUCUUUACUAAGCUUACUAGGUCAUUGAUCAGGAAAUGGCGCAGUGAAGGAAAGACCAUUUUGAUGUAUUUGGAUGAUGGGUUUGGCUGUCAUUGUGAGUAUGAAAAAGCUUGUGAAAUGUCCAGACAAGUUCAUGCAGAUAUCGUUUCAUCAGGGUUUGUACCUAAGGCGGAAAAAUCUAUGUGGGUACCUUGUCAAAUUAUAGAAUUUUUAGGAAUAUGUCUGAAUUGUGAACAGGGCACUAUUCACGUCCCUACACGUAGAUUAGAAAAAGUUUCAGAUACUAUUCUAAAAAUUGAAUACUUUUUGAGUAGAAAUUUACCAGUAAAGGUAAGACGUAUAGCUAGUCUUGUUGGUCAGAUAAUUUCAAUGUCUGUCGUUAUUGGUAAUAUUUCCCAGCUUAUGACAAGGUCUCUUAGUAUUGACAUUUUAUCUGCUACAUUUUGGAACAGUAUGAUAUAUUUGUCUGAAGAGAGUUUAAAUCAAAUUUUAUUUUGGAAGAAUACAUUAGAAAAAAUCAAUGACAGAGAAAUGAAGUAUAUUUCAGGUUCUAGCCGCAUAGUAUAUACUGACGCCAGUGAGACGGGCUAUGGUGGAUAUUGUGUGCAGACAGGAAACGCUGUUUCCCAUGGUUUAUGGGAAGAAAGUGAGAGGAAUAAUAGUUCCACAUGGAGAGAAUUAGUAGCUGUAGAGAGAGUUUUGUUUUCAUUGAUAUCCUUUUUAGAGGGAGAGAAUGUUAAAUGGUUUACAGACAAUACUAAUGUUGUAACUAUUAUAAGAAAGGGGAGUAUGAAAAAAGAGCUACAGAAAAUUGCAAUUAAGAUUUUUGAAUUAUGUUUAAUACAUAAGAUUCAGUUAGAAAUAGAAUGGAUUCCCCGAGAGUUGAAUGAUCAAGCAGAUUAUUUAAGUCGUAUUGUAGAUUUUGAUGAUUGGGGAAUAAGUCAAGUUUUAUUUGAAGACAUUUCUCGAGAGUGGGGUCCUUACGACAUAGAUUUGUUUGCCUCUGAUUAUAAUGCAAAAGUUGAAAAAUUUUGUUCCAGAUAUUGGAAUCCAUUUUCUUUUGCAGUGGAUGCCUUUACGCUAAACUGGGCAGGUUGGAAUGCUUGGAUAGUUCCUCCUAUAUAUUUAAUACCUAGAGUGUUAGAUUACUUAUUAAAAUGCAGGGGAUGUGGUACGUUGAUAGCUCCUUUUUGGGAAUCGUCGGCAUUUUGGCCUAUUUUAAUUUCAGAUGUUUUCAAAGCAUAUAUUGUAGAUUGGAGAGACCUUCCUGUUGAGAAAGAGUUUUACACUUCUGGGAAGUUGAAGUCUGGCAUGUUUGGCCAAGAAGAUUUGAAAUUUAGAAUGCUUGCAAUUUUGUUGGAUUUUAGAGAUUGAUUUUCAAUUAAUGAAAUUUUUCACGCAGUUUAUGUGUAUUUAGAUUGCAAAUAUUUGCAUGGUCCACUUGGCUAUUUAGCAUAAAGUUGGAAUCAAUUUUAAAUUUAAAAUUUUUGUGAGUUUGUACGCAUUUAUUUCAUUUAAAUUGCUUUUACUUAAUUGCGUAUUUUAUGCGCAAAGUUUUUGGAUUUAAUAUUUUGAAUUAAAUUUGAAGUUGAUCGAUCAUUUGAUCUUUUGCACUUUGUGUGCGCAAGCCAUUUGGCUUUGAUUUUGUUAUCAAUUUUUGGAAAUUGAUACUGAUGUCGUUUUGACAUGAUUUCAGUUUAUCUAAAUAUGAUUUUGUUUGAUUAUAUUAUGAAUAAUACCUUUUUGGUAA
Molecule: messenger RNA, 2968 nt
Organism: Saccostrea cuccullata (small rock oyster)
Lineage: Eukaryota; Metazoa; Mollusca; Bivalvia; Ostreida; Ostreidae
Exons: 2
Coding region: 220-2592 (790 amino acids)
Molecular function (GO): nucleic acid binding
Source: RefSeq, a predicted model, not a curated record